This is a messenger RNA of Fusarium mangiferae, 1323 nucleotides long. RefSeq names its product related to dehydrogenases and related proteins. The record is from RefSeq and is a predicted model, not a curated record. The transcript has a single exon. Bases 1 to 1323 code for a protein of 440 amino acids. Gene Ontology annotation, molecular function: nucleotide binding. Lineage: Eukaryota; Fungi; Ascomycota; Sordariomycetes; Hypocreales; Nectriaceae.
AUGGCUACUCCUCAGGUUAAGCGCUAUGUCAUUGUUGGCAUGGGCGUUCGCUCGGCUAUGUACUACCAAGCUAUCAUUCAGGACUUCAAAGACGUCGCCAAGCUUGUUGGAAUCUGCGAUACGAACCAGACGCGCAUGGACGUGGCAAACGAUCACAUCGUCGAGCUCGGCGGUGAAAAAGUGCAGACUUAUAAAGACACGGAUUUUGAUAAGAUGGUUCAAGAGCAAAAAGCAGACGUUGUUAUUGUCACGACCAUUGACCUCUUCCACCAUCAUUACUGCAUUCGAGCCAUGGAGCUAGGCUGCGAUGCCAUCACGGAAAAGCCAAUGACUAUCGACGAGCACAAGCUCCAAGCUAUGAUCGACGCAGAGAAGAAGACGGGGAAACAAGUCCGUGUUCUUUUCAACUAUCGGUACGCGCCGCAUCACACCAAAGUCCGAGAACUCAUCGACUCCGGCGUCAUCGGCGAGAUUUCAACAGUACACAUGGACUGGAUUCUCGACUGUGCACACGGCGCAGACUUUAUGCGACGCUGGCAUCGGCAUAAAGAAACAAGCGGCGGUAUUCAGAUGCACAAGUCAAUCCAUCACUUCGACCUUGUGCAUUUCUGGCUCAACACUGAACCUGAGCUCGUCUACUGCCUCGGCGAUCUUCGUUUCUACGGUAAAGAAAACGCUGAGCGACGAGGUGAGAAGAAUCUGGGUGAGCGGUAUCAGAAUAAUGAGAACGCAAAGAACGACCCGUUUGCGUUCCAGCUUGAUGAGAAUGAACGCAUGAAGAAGUUGUAUCUUGACGCUGAGCAUGAAGAUGGGUACAUCCGCGACAGGAACUGUUUUGCAGAGGGUAUCACCAUCGAGGAUAACCUUUCCAUGAUAAUCAAGUACAAAAACCGCGCCGUCAUGACAUACAACACAUACGCCUACGCCCCAUGGGAAGGAUAUAGAUGUGUCUUCAACGGCAGCAAGGGCCGAAUCGAAGUCAACGUCGUUGAGAGCGGGUACAACCCCCUCGGCGAUCCCGUAACAAAGGACGCUUCGGGAGAGGAUGAGAAGUACAUACAGGGCGGAGUUGAGCAGACCAAGAUUGUUGUUUAUCCGCUGUUUGAUAAGCCGUAUGUUGUGGAUGUUGUGAAGACGGAGGGCGGGCAUGGAGGCGGUGAUCCUGUUUUGUUGAAGGAUGUGCUGCUGGGUGGCGAGGUUGAUAAUUUCAAGAGGGCUGCUAAUAUUCGGGAUGGAGGGAAUGCGGUUUUGGUGGGUGUCGGGGCGAAUCAUAGUAUGAAGAGUGGUAUGCCCGUCAAGGUUCAAGAGUUGGUCAAGUGGUAA